AUGUCCUUUCUCUUUGGUGGCGGCCGGCCUCAACCGACGUCCGCAGAAAAGAUCGCAGCCGCUGAAAAUGAAGUUGAGAUGGUCUCAGACAUGUUCAACAGAUUAACGCAAUCCUGCCUGAAGAAGUGCAUACCGGCCGACUACCGCGAAGGCGACCUCAACAAAGCCGAGAGUGUCUGUCUCGAUCGCUGUGUAGCCAAGUUCUUCGAAGUCAACAUGAAAGUGUCAGAAAAGAUGCAGGGCGAGGCCGCCAUGAGACAAGGAGGAGGAGGCGGUGGUGGAGGUAUGUUUGGAAUGUAA
Fonsecaea pedrosoi CBS 271.37 is the source of this 300-nucleotide messenger RNA. Its product is annotated as mitochondrial import inner membrane translocase subunit tim10. Gene Ontology annotation, cellular component: mitochondrial inner membrane. NCBI's taxonomy places the organism in Eukaryota, Fungi, Ascomycota, Eurotiomycetes, Chaetothyriales, Herpotrichiellaceae. Gene Ontology annotation, biological process: protein insertion into mitochondrial inner membrane. The record is from RefSeq and is a predicted model, not a curated record. The coding region runs from base 1 to 300 and encodes 99 amino acids. The transcript is spliced from 2 exons.